AUGGGUCAUAGAAAGAAGCGAGCUCACCCACCCACUCUUCCACACACUCAACCCGAGUACCCAGGUGCUCCCAAUCAGCUUCCCCCAUACCUUCCGACCACCUUCACUAACUCUCCUCCCGGCCACGUCUACUACACCUACCAGGUACCUAGUGGCACUAUGGAGAACGGAAACAUGCCCAGCCAGAUCAAUGGUCCCAUGAUCAACCCAAUGGACGUCACUAUGAACGGCCAAGUGAACGGCCAGAUGGAGAACCGCAAUGCAAAUGGCGAGAUGAGUUCCCAGAACAUGAGCGGUUAUACUAAUAACCAUCACUUUUCUAGCCAUGCAGCGAAUCGAUCCAUCAGUAUGCCUAUCAACAACCAGCAUAUGAACGAUCGCAACAUGAGUGGGCCCAAGGACAACCGCACUGCAGGCAAUCACCCUAACAACAGCUAUAGCAAGGGUAGUCCCGUGAACCACCGAAAAUUGAGUGGUCCGAGAGAUAAUCCAGACAAGACCAAUACCCAGAACAACGGAAGUUACCGUGGCGGUAAAGGAGGCCGUGGACGUGGCUUCAACAGGCGAAACUCCACAAUGCCGCAUCAGAACAGUGGCCAGUUUCACAACAACAAUAGCUUCCAGAAUAACGGCUAUCAAAACAAUGCUUACUUUAACAACGGAAACAUCGGAAAUAGCCGUGGCAACUAUGAAAGGCGUCCAACUCGCGAUCGUAACGCUUCCAACCCGUACAGUGCGCCCUAUGGACACGGUAUGAGACAGACAUCGCAAAACUUCCCGAGCGGCGUGGUCUAUUACCCUGUUUAUCCCCAGGCCCAGUAUCAGUAUCAGGCUUUCCAGCAGACUCAGGCCCAGCUGCCACAACCUCAAGUCCCGCAGCAACCAUAUCGGGCCCCUUCUCAGUACCAGGUCCAGCAACAGCCAUGCCAAUCCCCUCCUCACAACCAGGUUCAGCAGCGCCAAUCUCCCCAGCACCACGCGUUCCAGCACCAGUUGCAAUUCCCGCAGCAGGUCCAGGUCCAAGUCCAGCCGCAGCACCAAGCACAGCAGCGUCAACAGACCCAAGUGCCGACGUACACCGUUGCAAACACCCACGUACCAACCAUGACCCGACCCAUGAGCGCACCCAUGAACUACACCGCUGCUUCCGGUCCUGUGCCUCAGACUUCCGGCGCGGUCGCAGUCCCAGUUCCCAUGGCCCAACCUCCAAUGCAGACCUUCGUGCCAUACAACGGCCCAGUACCCGCACCUCACGCCAUGAACCCAUCUCCGGAGCACCGCAGCGGGUCUCAACCCAACCCUCACGGCACCCAGCAAACAUCCACCAACCCCUUCAACUCGCCCCAGGGCAACCACAUCCCAAGCAAGCCCAGCCCAGAAGCCAUCAACCACUUCGUCAACCACGCGCUCGCGCACUUCGGCGCAGAACUCGAGGUCACGCACGCGAAGUACAAGAAACCCCUCCGCGACACCGUCGCUUCGUUCAACAAAUGCCAGGUCGAAGAGGCCAAGUGCCACGAGCGGUUCACGAGCGAGUACGACAGAGGGCUCGAGGCGUUCGAGAAGAGCAUCACCGUCGCGGACCGAGACGAGCGAGUGAAGUUGCAGCAGGAAGCGCUCGCGUUGUUCCAGCACUCGCACCAGCUGAGGCGGCAGGGCCAUGAGUGGUAUCAGCAGGUUGAGCGUCUGCGGACCGCGAUGGGCGAGGCGAGGGAUGGGGAUUAUAAGGAGUUGCUUGGGUUGACUACGGCUAUGAUGGAUCGGAUUCAGGAUGGUCUUGCGGGGGUGUUUCACUUGCCUCAGCAGUCUGCGGCCGUGAGGAAGUAUCGGGCUACGAGGAUUGCUGUUCACCAUCCUGCGGCCUUUGGAGUCAACACUGCGGAUGUGCUUCACCUUGAUAACGCUGGAAAACCCACUAUCCAGAAGACCGAUGGACCUGUUCCCAACCAAGCUCAAGCCAAACAAGCCAACACCAAGCAAGCUGAGAAGACUAAACCUCAACCUCCAGAGACCAUCGACAUCAAAACCGCCGAAACCCUCGACAUCGCCGACGCGAUCCCCGGCCCAGCCGUACACCUAACCUCAGAGUUCCUCACCGACAGCAGCGACACCGGCUCCGACGACCUCGUCAUCUGCGUCUCCAAACGCCGCUCAACCUCCAAAAACCCUCACACCCCAGACCCCCCGAGCUCCCACUCCCCCGACGCCGACUCCUACGACUUCUGCUCCAACUCCAACUCCAGCGACAAAGCCAAAAGCGAGUGUGCCGCCCCACUGCCCUCGUCGUACGAAUCCAACGGCAACGGCAAAGGCAAAGGCAAAGGCAAAGAAGGAAUCAAACAACCCCCAUACUUCACACCACCACCACCGCCAGCACCAUCCUCUCAGUUCCCCACCACUGCCACCACCACCCCAUCAACAGCAGACCAUCGUGGAACCGCCAGACUCUCCUUCGGCAAGCUACCCAGCCUCACCAUCAAAGUGCCCAGCAAAUCAUCCUCCAGCCCUCAGAGGGACGCUACGUCCGACCCUGUCGCAACCGCCCAGGCGGGCCUCGGCAUCCUGCUGCUCAACAACCCCCCGGCCCCUCCCCCUCCUACCGCACCCGCGCCUAAAUUGAACGUAAUGUCCUUCGACACGCUGAAGAAGAAGUUCAGGUCGAAAGCUGUGCGCGAGUCGCGCAGGGUGAGCGUUGAGCAACAGCAGGAGAUGCAAGAGAUGAAGGAGCAGGUCGUGUCGCCGGCUGAUAGUAGUGGUGGAGGGGUUGAGGAUGCGUUUGUUACGCCGUUGAGUACGCCGACGGGAUUGUUGGUCGGUGCUGCGACUACUGCCACGACUACCGCGACUGCUGAGACUACGGCGAAUGUGACUGCGACUGCUGCGACUGCUACGACUACCGCGGUGACUGGGACGGCGAAAGACAGCGGUGAUGCUGCUGGUGGUGGAAAUGGUGGUGCAGGAGAAGCAAAGAAGACAGGCACCGCAAAGAGGCAGAAAUGGGGCAAGAGGGCUAAUAAAGCUGAUAAGAAGGUCAAGAACGGUGGAGACAACAAGUAGAACGACACACACACCCACCUCAGACGAUGUCAAGGACAGUGAACGACAUGAGUAUGACAUCCGUUUCUCCCAUGGUAUGAUGGUACGAUGGUAUGAUGGAAUGAUACCCCUUUCCCUUUCCCUUUUCUUUUACCUUUUUCCUUU
This is a messenger RNA of Aaosphaeria arxii CBS 175.79, 3201 nucleotides long. RefSeq lists its product as uncharacterized. The transcript has a single exon. Lineage: Eukaryota; Fungi; Ascomycota; Dothideomycetes; Pleosporales. The coding region runs from base 1 to 3057 and encodes 1018 amino acids. The record is from RefSeq and is a predicted model, not a curated record.